This is a messenger RNA of Alosa alosa (allis shad), 1003 nucleotides long. RefSeq names its product protocadherin gamma-A4-like. Gene Ontology annotation, cellular component: plasma membrane. NCBI's taxonomy places the organism in Eukaryota, Metazoa, Chordata, Actinopteri, Clupeiformes, Clupeidae. The annotation marks the transcript as partial. The transcript has a single exon. The record is from RefSeq and is a predicted model, not a curated record. Gene Ontology annotation, molecular function: calcium ion binding. Gene Ontology annotation, biological process: homophilic cell-cell adhesion.
UUCCCCAAAUUCCGAGAGACUGAACAGCAUUUUGAUAUAGCGGAACAUACAAUUGCGGGGACACGUUUUCAGGUUCAAGGCGCACAGGAUCCAGAUUUGGGAAGUAAUUCUGUUCGCUUUUAUAAACUUAACCAGAAUGAUCAAUUUGACAUUGAGACCAGGGAGAGACAUGAAGAAAAAAUACCCUUCAUUGUUCUGAAGAAAGCCCUUGACAGGGAGACGCAAAGUACACACAGGCUUGUGCUGACAGCGAUAGAUGGGGGAAAUCCUCCGAAAUCAGGGACCCUUAAUAUUACUGUUACAGUCCUGGACUCAAAUGACAACCGCCCUGUAUUCAGUCAGGAGACGUAUGCUGUUGAUCUAAAAGAAAAUGUUCCUGUCGGAACAACAGUAAUUAAAAUAAAAGCAACAGAUUUGGAUGAGGGCUCAAAUGGGGAAAUCGAGUUUGCACUCGGUAGAAAUUUAAAUCCUAGGGUAUAUGAAGUGUUUCAGCUAGAUAGCAUAACAGGUGAAAUACGAGUUAAAGGCAAAGUGGACUAUGAGAAUACUCAGAUAUAUAAAUUGGACGUGGAGGCAUCCGAUAAAGGACAGCCACCUUUAACAGUGGAAUCCGGUCUCAUUAUCAAGAUUAUUGACGUAAAUGACAAUACCCCAGAUAUUGACGUGACCUCAGUUUCUAAUAUCGUGUCUGAGGAUUCCAAACCCGGGACAUUUAUCUCCCUCAUAAGUGUAACAGAUAAAGACUCAGGCGACAACGGGAAAGUGAUGUGUUCUCUACCGGACAAUGUACCAUUUGAACUGAAGCCAUCAUUUAAAAAUAACAUGUACUCUUUGGUGACCAAAGGACAGUUGGAUAGAGAAGUGACUUCACAUUAUGAAUUAAUAAUAACAGCAACCGAUUUUGGUCAACCUCCCUUGUCUUCAUUAAAACUUUGAAAAUAGAAAUAUCAGAUGUUAAUGAUAACGGUCCACGAUUUCCACAGAAUCCUAUAGAGCUUUACCU